CAUAGCAUGCUGGGAUUCCUCUCUCCAUCAUGGCGGAGCAAAGAGCAGGCUAACGUUAACGGUUAGCAUAUUCAACAACUGCUUGAUUUCGCGCAAUUUAGCACAGUACUCGUCUGCCUUUUUAUCUACACGAACUGGAGCCAUUUAACAUAAUCUGGCAUCGAUUAAGAGAGAUCCACUCCAGCAUCAUUAAGAGCGUCCUUUACCACAUUUCUGUGCUGCCGUAAUGGAAUGUGCCGUGGAUAUUCCAUCAGGUGAAGAUGAAGCGCCUGGGAAAGAUGAUAUCAAUGCCAAGGAAGGUACUGAGGUACCCCACAAGAAAAACAAGAAGCAUAGAAAGCACAAAAGCAAAAAGAAGAAAAGGAGGAGAAAAGGCGAGAAGGAGAGCAGUUCAGAAUCUGGCGCCGAGUCAGAUGUAGAGCCUCCACCUCCACCGAGAAGGACCACUAGAGCCAGUGCCAGAUUGGCAGCAGCGGCUGGACCUGAACACGUUGGACUGAAAGAAGAGAGGAGAAAAGACACAAUUACAGAGGCAGAUGGAGGCUCCAAACCCAAAAAACAUAAAAGGCAAGCUGCGAAAAAGAAAAAAAAGAAGAGAAAGAAAGAUGAAAGGCAAGAAAAGAAAUCCUCCCGCUCACCAUCCGACAGCAGCUCAGCUUCAGGUUCUGACUCUGAAGGUGAAGGAGGUAAAACAGCUGGCAAUGGGAAACAUUCUCCAGCUGUUCCGUCUGACCUCAAGGAACCAAUAUCCCAACCAGAACCAAAAGGCACCCAAGUGGAAGAGCUAGUAGAUCCCAUCUUAUCACAGAAGCCUGAAUUGCCUGAGGUAAAGAAGGAAGAGAUAAUGGAUGUAGAUGUUCCCUGCACAGAAGAGGCGGUUAGUGGCACCAAUGAAAUAGAAAAGGAUAAGAGAUCUCCCUCUACUGGCCAAGAUGAGAUAACACAAACAGAUACUGUUGAGGUUAAGAUUGAGAGCAGUUAUGGAGAUGCCAAAUUCAUGCAUGCUCAGGAAUUACCUGACAUUAUCCCAAAACAAGAAGGUGGUACUCCAAAAGAUGAGCUAAUCCUGAAAGAUCGGGCCAGUUUACCGCAAGGGGCAAAGGUCAAGGACCAUGAUUCUCCCAGGUCUUUAUCUCCUUCUAGGGGCUUAGAAAUAAAGAGGUUAGAAUCAGGCCCCAGUCGUUCACUGUCACCCUGUCUUAGCAAGCAAGAAGCUGCAGUUCACUCAGAAGAAUAUAAGAAAGAACGUUCUAGAACCCAUUCUAGGUCAAGCUCAAAGGAAAGGCUGUCUUCAACUCCUCAGAAGAAUCGAAGGCUCUCUCAGUCCAAGUCCCUCUCUCCCUCUCCUAAAUCCAAGAGAAAAUCGUUCUCUCCAUUCCAAAAGUCGCAGAAGAGAUCCAGCCGUCGAUCCCGAUCCACCUCUCUCUCUGUCACUCCAGUGAAGAAGGGGUCAAAAUCUCUGAGCAAGUCUAAGUCGCCUAAACGACAGAGUAGGUCUUUGUCUGUUUCCCCGAAGCGACGCAGAAGUUCUCCCUCUCCCAAAAGAAAAGUGUCACGAUCCCCUAAGCGCGGAGGGCGGAGGUCCCCCUCCCUGUCUAGGUCUCCAAGAAGACGGCGAAGGUCAAAGUCCCGUUCCCGUGGAGGUAAAAGGCACUCCCGGACUCGGUCACCAAGGCGAGGUGCUGCAGUUGGUCGACGCUCAUUGUCACGUUCCAUCACGAAACCCCGCCGCUCUCACUCUAGGUCUAGACGCCCUGUUGGUCGCGCUAGAUCAAGAUCAACAGCAAGGCGUGCAGGAGGCAGACGCUCUAGGAGUCGAUCCUUUUCUCGCCGAAAGAGGUCGCCACCACCCAGAUCCCACCGUUCACGAUCUCGGUCAGCUCGCAGAAGUAGACGAACCCGUUCACGAUCUGCUGUAAUGCCUAAGCGCAGCCGUCGCUCCAGAUCCAGGAGUCCUCGCAAACGGACCAAAUCAAGAAGCCCUCCCUCCCGACGGCGGUCCAAAUCUCGUUCAGCAGUCAGAAGACGUUCUCGAUCUCCCGGAAGGAGGAACCGUUCACCACCGAGGUCUGGCAAGCGCUCAAAGUCCCGUUCUUUGUCUCGACGACACCGAUCAACGCAGCUGAGCAAAAGGAGGUCAAAAUCUCCAAGAAAAAGUGGAAAAAGGUCGAAGUCUAAAUCAGUCUCUGGGGGUUUGAACAAAUCUAAAUCCAGGUCUAGGUCUGAAUCAAGUGAUGGAAGGUCUGAAAGUUCAUCUUCAGCCAGAUCCAUAUCUUACACACCAGUUAAAGAGAAGAAGGCUUCCCCUCCUGCUAAAGAGAAGACACCCGAAGAAAAAACUGUUGAAGAAAAUGGAGCACCUUCUGUUGAAGCAGCAGGUGAUCAGAAACCAUUGCUCUCCGCAGCUGACGCCAGUUCCCAAAGUGGGAGUUCCUCGGAUAAGAUGCAAGAUCAGCCCAUUCAGUUUAAAGAUGUGCGUGCUCCCAGUUCAAGAUCUGCUUCUCGAGAGCCAGGCAGUGGGUCAGAUGCCUCUGAUUCUUCAGAGGGGUCAGAUGACGAUGAGGAAUCUCCAAUCAAAGCUGUGUCAAAAAGCAAGAAAAGCUCCUCAGGUUCAGCAUCUCCAGAAGUACCAAAGAAGCAGCUUUCCAAGUCACCCUCCCCUACUGAUCGCAGAAAGCCGUCUCGCUCAACAUCUAAGCCAGCAUCCAGAAGAAAGUUGUCCAGGUCCAAGUCUCCAGUUCGGAAAAGAGACUCUGUCUCUCCAUCACUGAAGAAAAAGCGACGUUCCAAAUCUCGGAGUCCAGCCCGACGGCGGAGAUCACGUUCACGCUCUACCACACGGCGCAAACGUUCCAACUCCAAGUCACGAACCAGAAACCGUCGGUCCAAAUCCCGUUCUCCAGCUCGCAAGAGACGAUCCCGUUCACCAAAUGCUUGGGGAAGGAGGAGGUCCAAAUCUCCGGAUAGGAAUAAGAGGUCUAAGAGCCGCUCUGCAGGCAGGAGGAAAAGAUCCCGAUCAGCAGACAGAAGCAGGCGAUCACGGUCCCGCUCCUCAGAUCGUAGACGUAGGUCAAGGUCACGGGGUCGAGGAAGACGGCCAGUAUUUCGCAGUCGUUCAUUUGACAGAAGAGACAGAUGGAAGAGGGAACCAAGCCACUCUCCAGUCGUCAUUCUUCGUAAGCAACGGCGCUCAGGGUCCCGAUCACGACACAGCGCUAGCAAGACGCCUCCAAGGCUCACUGAUCUGGAUAAGGACCAGUUGCUUGAAAUAGCCAAGGCAAAUGCUGCUGCCAUGUGUGCCAAGGCAGGGGUUCCUAUUCCUGAGAGUCUCCGGCCAAAAGCCAUUCUUCAGCUGCCUCUCCCGACACCAUCGCCUGCGCCGAUUUCAUUACCUUUACCUUUACCACUUCCAAUGGGCAUGGGAAUGCCAAAUAUGUCCAACAUGGGUCCAAUGGGGUUAUCGAGUAUUCCUGGAAUGCCCACUAUGUCAAACAUCACCAUGAGUGCUGCUGUGGCAAGCAUGACAGCAGCCACCAUGACUGCUGCCUUGACCAACAUGGGUGCCCUGGCAGCUAUGCCACCCCUUGCCCCUCUUCCCACCAUUACUAAUAAACCACCCCCUAGCCUCGUGCCCCCAACACCAUCCCUAAACUUGGACCACAUCGAGGAAGCAAAGAGGAAAGUCACUCAGCAGGCCAACAUACAUACAAUUAAGGAACUCACAGAGAAGUGCAAGAUGAUUGCAAAUAGCAAAGAGGAGAUGGCUGUUGCUAAGCCCCAUGUGUCAGAUGAUGAAAGUUAAAACCAUCAAGACCACAAGUCCUGAGGCCGUGAUCCAGCUGAGAUGAGGAGGCGUGCUGCAGAUUUCUACACAGACUUGUUCGGGGCUGACCUUUGUGAUGAGGAUUCAGCUGCAGAGCUUCUCCAGGGGCUUUCCCAGCCCCAGCUGAGUGUGAAGUGGAGUGUCAAAAGCCACUGAACUUUGAUCUAAUGCUGGAUGAACGUUUGACUGAUGUGUUUCGGAAGGCCUCUAGUAAAACACCUGGAACGGAUGGUUUACCAAUAUACUUUCUAAAACAGUUUUGGAGUUUUUUGGGGCUGGAUCUUUUGGCGGUUUUAACAAGGGGUUACUUCCAUCUUCUUCAAGACAUGCAGUGUUGUCACUGCUGCCAAAAAAGAGUGAUUUAGCCCUUUUGGAUAACUGCAGUCCAGUGGUUCUUGUAUGUACUGACUAUAACAUUCUUUCUAAAGUAUUAUCAAAUAGACUCAAAUUAUUCAUUGACAAUUUAAUAGCUCCUUAUCAGACCUACUGCAUUCCAAAUAGAUCUAUGUUUGAUAAUUUGAUUCUUUUGAGAGAUGUUUUUGAAUUAUGUAUUUUCUACAGUGUCAGGAAAAAGGAAAAAGCCUUUGAUCAUGUAGAUCAUGUUGUUUUUUUCCAUACUUAAGGCUUUUGGGGUUGGUGAAGGGUUUGUGGCCUAGACAAAAUUGCUGUACACUGAAGCGUGUUGAGUGAUAAAACAGGUAGUGGGGUGACCUGUCCUAUUGCUAUUGGGAGAGGAAUCAAAAAGUGCUGUGCCCUCUCUGGUCAGUUUUGCAGUAUAGACAUUGAACCUUUACCGAUUAGGCUGUGACGGCAUUUAAAUGGUUUUACAAUGCCUGGGUUUGUGCUACCCUCUAGCAUUGUUGUGUCAGCAUAUGCUGAUGAUGUUAGCUAUCUCAGCUGUCCUACAGGGCAAGAGCUUUGAUUGCAAAUAAUCUGGUUGUGUCAUCUCUUUGGCACAGACUCAGUGUUGGUUCCACCGCCUGGUCUUGUGGAAGGGGUGCAGAUGCUCCUGGUAAUUUUUUCUGGUCUGGUCACCCCUGGCUGAAAGCAUCAGUUUUAAAUCUCCCUGUGGCAGAAGGUGGCCAAGGACCUGUGGACAUUUCAGCCAGAAUUGCAGCGUUCAGACUGCAAACUUUUUAGAGACUGCUCUAUGGCUGUGACUUCCCUGGUUGGGUCCUGCACAGCUGCUUCUGCAGAAGGCUGGUCGGCUUGGACCUGAUGAGGAACUUCUUCUUUUGAAGUCUGCUGGAGCUGACGCUACUGGGCUCACUUAUUUUACACCUCAGUGCUCGAUGCCUGGCGGACUCUGAAGGUUCAGUGGGUUCAGUUUCCAGAGAUGAAUUUUUGCCUUUUGAGGAGUCGUCCUUUUUUAAUGACUUUCUCUCUAGUGCCAUACUUGACUGUACAAAAGUGAGGACCAAGUUUAUUGAGGCUGAAAUUGUUAAACUGGAGAGGUUGGCUGGCAUCAUGUCCGUCAGGUCCUGGAGAUUUUUGGCUAGGAUUAUCGAGGAAGUCUAAAAUACCUUGUUUGUACCAUUGAGGGCCUUUGUUGAUAAACAUACUCUAUGUGACCCAUGGAGUGAUGACAAUGAGUAUGUGUUCCCUUCUCUUUAAGCUAGUUCUGUGAUGGACGGAUGGCAGGAGGAGAGUGAGCUGCUCUUGACCUUUAAAACAUUAGAACUUGGUGUGUUUUUCAGCUGUGGAAAAAAAACAGCUUGGUGAAGGUGCUGGACAGGCACUCUCUGUUUGGGGUCAAAGGGUCAAGGAGGACCCCAGUUUUUUUUGCAUCAGGCUGUAGCCCCAAAGGUUGCUGAGGGGUCCUGAAUAAGCCUCCUUUUGAAAAACAGGUUGGUGAUUUCCAGUGUAGGAGGAUUGUAUGGAGCAGUAGCUACAAACAGACAUAGAGCCCACUUUGACCGAAGCACUGCAGGAGGUUGUCUUUUCUGUGAUCAGGAAACCUUACAGAACUUUUUUCUUUCUUGUUCAAGGUUAUCCGCUCUCUUUGAAUUUUUAAGCAAAUGGGUCAGUUGUUGAGACGUUUUCCACACCCCUUCUUAUCUUUGGACCAUGGUAUGCAGUCAAAACUUAGCAAUAUUUCAGGGACAUGGUUCUGCUGUUUCGGGUGACAGGUUUAAACCGCUUUAAAGAGUUAGUCUAACAGCAUGUAUAAAUUCUGCUUGUGAAGAUCAAAUAUAUUUUCAUUGAAUGUUACAUUAAAACCCCAAAGAAUAUUUAGGGAACAUUUCCCAAAGGUUCUCAGGUUACUGUAUGACAGUUGGAGAUACAGUCAAGAGAAUCUUUAUGGAACAUUCCCGGAUAGUUUCCAGAAAGCCGCAUUAUCAAUGUUCAAAAUAAUUUGCAGUGAACCUUUAAGGUAGUGGUGUCAAAACAUCAUAAAAAAAGGGUCUAUCUGCAUUAACUGCCUGUGCCAAAUUUGUAUCAUUCUUCGGGGGUAGCUCCUGGUUUAGGGAGUGCAGGUUCUCUAAAGCUUGCAUUUUAAUUUUUGUAAAUAACUUAGAGAAACUAUUUAAUUAAUGUUCUCUAAAGGUUACUUUGUGAAAGUUGUAUAUAAUCUUUAGUCAAACCUUGAAGACGAUUUCAUGAGAGAUCCCCAAAUGUUGCCCUGUCAAUGCCUUUUCAGCCAUUGCUUCUGAGGUUUUGGGAUUGUUUCUGAUUUAUUUGAUUUCUGCCAUGGGAAAACCUCUUCUCAAUUACAAAUGAUAUUGAGCAUAUCAGCACAAGUAUGGAUGCAGCCUUUCAAAAAGUAGCGAUACCCUGUCUGUCCUGACUUUAAAGCUCCUAAAUGCACUUUUUAUACCCAGUGUUUUAGCUGGCCCAUUCAUUUUCUACACCAGCUUUAUCCCCGAAGGUCGCAAGGGUCUUUUGUUUCAGGUGUCCAACAUUUGCAACCUCAUUGUCUGAAGCUUAAGUAAAUACAUUUUGAAAAUAACAACCUUUAAGCAGGCAUAAAACGUACCUUUCAAAAAUUCACAUUUCUGUAUUAAAAAGGUUUGGUGUAGGCUGUAAGCAGAAAAUCAUCAUUAACAGAAAUAAAGGCAUGAAAACAUCAGUUAGUGUAUCAGUUAUAUGUGUUUCUCAUAAUGAGCCAAAUUACUGAAAAAAAUAAAUUUUUCAGUUUUGUUUUAGCUGUACAUGGUUCUGUUUUUGGACACUUUCGUUGUCUUGUGAAUCAAUAAUGUGUUCUAAUGUGACAUAAAUAAAAGUUGUUUAAAGUCUUU
Molecule: messenger RNA, 7062 nt
Organism: Girardinichthys multiradiatus
Lineage: Eukaryota; Metazoa; Chordata; Actinopteri; Cyprinodontiformes; Goodeidae
Gene: sona
Product: SON DNA and RNA binding protein a
Exons: 10
Coding region: 227-3802 (1191 amino acids)
Biological process (GO): regulation of mRNA splicing, via spliceosome; regulation of cell cycle
Molecular function (GO): RNA binding
Source: RefSeq, a predicted model, not a curated record